GAAAAUUUAAUCACAUAAUGUUGACAUUUAAUGAAUAAUAGUACUUAGAUCUUGGAUGUAAUAAAAAUUUGUCUUGUUGUGUAAUAGAAGAGCAAAUACAAUUUCAACCAACACCUCCCAACAUUUGUGUGAGCAGGAGCUUUAGUGACACAGAUGCCAGGAUCAGCGAACGUGAUGAUUUUCACGGAGGAAAAAAUGCUUGUCAAUAUAUUUCCAUCACUAUACUGCCACCUAGAGACAUGUUAAGAAAUAUCGCAGAAUAAACAGAGACUAUAUUUCUGCAACUGAUGAAUCCAUAAGAAAACUUUGAUAAACACUGUGUAAUGGUAAGAAAUGGAAACGAGACAAUAUAUUGUCACAAAAGGUCUGCAGAUCUUUUGGAUAAAUAAAAUGGUAUGUUCUUAUAAAAUUGGUGGUUAUGUAAUUGGUUAUUGGUUGGUUAAUUAUUUACAACCCUGUAUAUAAGAGUUUUUCCCAUUUUCAGCCAUUUUAAAAUAGUCUAUGACAAGAUUAAAAAAAAAAAAAAAUUCAAAAACUUUUGCAAUAGACCAGCUAUUUUUGAUAAAAACACAAAAUGCAAAUUAGGUGUAGUAGUACAUGUAUCAGCUAUGUUUUCUUCGAUGUAAUUUUCAAUUAACAGCGUAUUUUGUUGUUUAUGACAGUUGUAACAGUGCAGCCAUCACAUCAUUAUCACAAUCGGAACAAUUCAUUUUCGCUACUGGACUUAGCUUUCUCGACUCGACUAGAGGACUAAUAUUAAUAACUCGACGUCUGUGAUUACAUUGUUUGGUCAAAAUAAUCAAGCGAUUAAAGUAACAUUUCCACCAUUUUCCGUCACGUUUGAGGACUGAAACUGUCCAGCAAAGCCAAAACUCACAAAGAAACGGGGAUCAUAAAUGCCUCCUCUGUGAGUAGCAGGCCACCUCUCUUAUAUUCACGGAAAUGUUGCAGGUAGUGUCUGCAAAAGGUAUAAUACAGUACAGCUCUUCGUCCUGCAGGCUGUAAAUAACACCCCUGUCCGUCGCUCUCCGUCCUCCAUGCGUCUGACGCAGUUCGCCAAGCCCCGCCCCCGGCCUGGCUCUCACGCACCACUUACGUCCGACCGUAAAAAAUAGAAACUUCCAAGAUGGCCGAGUCCGUGGACUCCAUGCAUUUCGCAGCAAACAGCAAAACAAAUUCCCCCAAACCCCUGAUAGCCAAGCGGCCGCCGGAGAGCCGACCGCAGUCUUCCAGCGACAUUUACCCACCGCCCCCCAAGAAGGUCCGGGUGGAGGAGAAGGGCCUGAAGCACAGGAAACUGAACGGAGAGGUGUGCGCAGGGGAAAAACACAACGGGAAGCAGAGUUGUGGGAGCCCAGCGAAAUGGAGUUUCGGCCCGGCCAAGGCGAGCCACUCCGCCGCCGCCGCGGGGCCAGCGACUCCCGCUCGGAAAAUCUUCAAAAUCAGCAACUUCCUCGCAUCGCCUCUCAAAGUGAAGAAGGCGAAAGAGAAACGGCACAAGGAGAAGGAGAAAGGCGGUGAAGCGCAGCGGAGCUCCGCCGCGGGUGUGGAGAGAGUGAGCCCAGCUAGCUGCCAUACAAAGACCGAGAACGGCGACGUGAAAAUGCUACAGAAAGAUCAUCGUGUGAAGGAGAAAGACAGAGAGAAGAAGAAGAAUAAAGAGUGGAAGAAUCAUAAAUUGCCACCUGUACAUGACAUUGCAAGAGAAAACGGAGAAGUGAUUUCUUCACAGAAAGAGUCUAAGGAGAAACCCAAAGCUGGUUCAGAGGAAGACCUCCUGCUGAAGAAACUCAAGAAGAAGAAGAAAAAGAAGCACAAAGAUGGGGAGCGGGUGAAGGAGAGGUACAGCCCACCCAAAAUGUAUCAUCGCUCAUGCCAGACGGUGUGUUCAGGAGUGUCUCUGGGUCUGCCUGAAUUCCUCAGUCGAAUUAAUGGGAACAACAGCAUCGAUGGCAGCGGUCUACUCCACACCACCACUGCUCCACAACAACACCAUCAGGAUCCUCCUGUCACUGCUGCUACCUCCACCUCUAUCUCCUCCAUGGUCAGGGACAGGCUGGGCUACAACUCCCUGCUCCACUGCACUCCAGCGCCAGGCUUGCCCGGUCUAGAGUUUGGUCAUCUGAUCCACAUCGAGCAGCAGGCCAACGGAGGAGCGUCUGUGGUGCACGCCUACAGUGAGCAGCUCUCCUCUCUGUCUCCGGCUGAGAUACAGCGCUUCGCCCAGGAGUUUGUGACCCUCUCAUUCAGUGAGGACGAGGCCCAGGCUGCCUGUUUUGUGAUGGGUAUCAUCCAUGGAGCAGCGUCCUACCUCCCAGACUUCCUGGACUACUUCUCCUACAAGUUCCCCAACGCACCAGUGAAGAUGGAGGUGCUUGGGAAGAAGGACAUAGAGACCACAACCAUGGUCAACUUCCACUCUCAGGUGAAGCGGACAUAUUCCCAGGGAACAUACCGUGCUGGGGCCAUGCGGCAGGUCAGUCUGGUCGGGGCUGUAGAUGAAGAGGUCGGAGACUAUUUCCCAGAGUUCAUCAGCAUGUUACAGGAAUCUCCUUUCCUGGAGCGGACUCUUCCCUGGGGAACGUUUUCCAGUCUGCGGCUGCAGAGCCCCACUGAGAGUGACGACGGCCCCAUCAUGUGGGUCAGACCUGGAGAACAGAUGAUCCCUUUGGCGGACAUGCCAAAGUCACCCUUCAAAAGGAAAAGGUCCACCAAUGAGAUAAAGAACCUGCAGUAUCUACCCAGAGCCAGUGAGCCCCGGGAGAUGCUGUUUGAGGACCGGACAAGAGCCCAUGCUGAUCAUAUUGGUCAGGGGUUCGAGAGACAGACUACUGCUGCUGUAGGGGUGCUGAAGGCUGUACGCUGCGGAGAAGACAGUGACGCUCCUGCCCGGAUCACCAAAGAUGUUGUGUGUUUCCACGCUGGAGAUUUCCCAGAUGUGGUCAUGAGACUACAGCUGGACCUCCAUGAACCCCCGCUGUCUCAGUGUGUACAGUGGAUCGAUGAUGCCAAGCUGAACCAGCUACGGAGGGAGGGGAUCCGAUACGCCCGUAUCCAGCUCUACCACGAUGACAUCUACUUCAUCCCCAGAGGAGUUGUCCACCAGUUCAAGACUGUGUCUGCUGUCUGCAGUCUGGCUUGGCACAUCCGACUCAAACAGUAUCACCAACAUGAAGAGAAGGAAGAGGAGGAGGAGGAGGAGGAGGAAGACGUGAAGGGAGAGAAGUGUACACAUACAGAAGUCACACUUCAUGUCAAAGAGGAGCAGGAAGACGAGGAGGUAGAAAGGAAGGAGUGUCACCCUGCUGUACAUACAGUGACGAAGCUGGAGGAAGAGGACAACGAGGGAGGGGAGGGGCCGCUCUCACAAACUCCGACACAGAUUUUCAAGGAGGAAGCGCAAGAGAACAGAGUCGACAUGAAGGAGUUGUCAACAGCACAUUCUGUACCUUUUGUCAAGAAGGAGAGAGACGAAGGUCUACUCGCCCAUACACUAAUGGAACCCAAAGCCGAGGAAGAUGAGAAAGAGGAAGGUAAGGGAGCGGGAGAUAGAGGUGCAGACACAUGCCAGACACUGCAGAAGGGCCAUGAGGAGGGUGAAGUGGAUAGUGCAUCCUUUAAGACACUACAGCACAUUAGGAAGGAGAAUGAUGUGGAGGAAGAGAGGCAGCAAAAGACGACUCUGCCAGGUCAAGGUCUAAAAGAGAAAACUAAAGAUAGUAUAACAACCACUUAUAACCCACCACCAAUCAAAAAGGAUAAGGACAAAGGAAAAAGAGAAAAAGAUGAAAGAGAAAGGCCUAAGGACAAGAAGGACAAGGAUAGGAGUAAAGAGAAGGAGAGGGAUAAAAAGGAAAGGGGGAAAGAAAAGGAUAGAGAGAAGGACAGGAUGAGAGAGCAGGAGAAAGUUAAGGGCGAGGGAGGAAGAGAGGGUAGUACAUCGAUGCAGCCUUUGCCACAGAUAAGGAAAAAAGAGGACGAGGAGCGGACAAGAGAGGGCAGUACAGCCUCUCAAACUUCCCUGCCUGCUCAGAGAGAUGAGAAGUGGGCCAAGGAGUGGGACUCAAAGACACAACCCCAUGUCAAGAGAGAGAGGGAGCAUGAUAAAGACAGGGGAGGCACACAGGCAGCAUCUCACUUGCGGCCAGACAAAGAGGAGGCUCGAGAUGCCUGCUCGCAUAAACACAAGUCUUCACAUGGGAAGAAGGAGAAGAGCGGCAACAGGGAGGGGAAAGAGAGCAACACGUCAAGUACGCAGGGAGUGCAGGCAAAGUCAGGGAGAGAGGACGGGAAGACGGGCACCCCCAAACCUUCGAACAUUCAGGUUAAGAAAGACGGGAAGAAGGAUAAGGACGUCAGCAGUAAGGACGAAAGGAAGAAGUCUUCUUCUGGUCCUACACCACCAGAACACAAGCCACCACGGACACUCAUCACCUUUGACCUCUUUAAGCCGAUGGAGGCUCACCAAACUCUCGCCCUUUCCUUCACAGACAGUAGACCUAAGACCCACCAACACAGUGACUCUCGAGGUUCUUCCUCUAAGCCUGGAUCUGACAGUCGGACAGUUGUGCCCUCUAAAGGACCAAAAGUAAAGGACUCAGUGCAGGGAAAACCUGCCACACCCCUACAGGACACUCGGCCCCAGCAGCACUCGUUAAAACAGCCCUUGAAAACACACACACCCCAAACACAGAAGGACUUCUUACUAUGA
Messenger RNA from Seriola dumerili (greater amberjack), 4711 nucleotides. Its product is annotated as round spermatid basic protein 1-like. Bases 1127 to 4711 code for a protein of 1194 amino acids. The transcript is spliced from 8 exons. NCBI's taxonomy places the organism in Eukaryota, Metazoa, Chordata, Actinopteri, Carangiformes, Carangidae. Gene Ontology annotation, cellular component: nucleus. The record is from RefSeq and is a predicted model, not a curated record.